AUGGCCCUACAACUCAUUCAUCCAAAUACCAUCACAACUCGAUCAAGUUUGCUGAGGGAAUACAACAAACAUUUCAUUUCCAUUAUUCAAGAUUUGAAAGAGGAAGAAGAAGCAAUUGAGAGUAAGGAACAGCAAGCAGAACAACAACAACAUUCAAUGGAUGAAGUUUCCAUGAUUAGAUUCGAUUCAAAUCUUUUCAAAAGUUUAACUCAAUUAUUGGAGCAAUACCUCAAUAGAUUGUACUGGAUUGAAUUUCCAAAGAAUGAUCAAUGUGCUUCUUAUCAGACUGUUUCUAAAUGGAUUCAAGAGCAUUUACAAACCAUGAUAGAGAAUCAGUAUGGUGAUUUUCAUCCACUUCCACAUUUACUUGUCAAUAAUUACAAAUGUUUGCUAGAAGUUCAGAGUAAUAGUUGUUAUCAGACAAUGAGAGAUUGGAUGACACUCAAGAUUAAAGAGUUUAUCAAUACGAAUACACCAAAUGGAAAUGUUUCUGCUUUACAUGUUGCUGUUGCAAAGGGACAAGUUGAUUUAGUUUAUUGGUUAUUGUAUAGAUUGAGAUGCAAUGUUGAUGGAUUUGGUUCACCAGGAAAUCGAACACCAUUAUUCAUUGCUUGUUUGAAAGGAAAAUGUCAAAUUGCAAGGAUUCUAUUGGAAUGUGGAGCUUGUAAAAAGAUUGAUUGUCUAUUCAGUGAUGAUGUAAUAAUGGUUUCAGAAUAUAGUGGAAUUGUCAGACAGAGAAUUAUGUUGAAUUCUGAACAGGCAGCUGAAAGAUUGCAGUUCACCAACCUGCACCAAAUGAUUAAGAACUUUGAUUUGGAAAGAUGUAUAAUAAUGAAGAAAUCUAAUCUCAAAUUCUUUAAACAUAUGAGGCAAAUGAAGGAACAACGAGGAUUUUCUGACGUUAUUUCUUCUCCCCAACACUAA
This is a messenger RNA of Naegleria gruberi, 924 nucleotides long. Its product is annotated as ankyrin repeat domain-containing protein. The transcript has 2 exons. The record is from RefSeq and is a predicted model, not a curated record. Bases 1 to 924 code for a protein of 307 amino acids. Gene Ontology annotation, molecular function: protein binding. NCBI's taxonomy places the organism in Eukaryota, Heterolobosea, Eutetramitea, Acrasida, Naegleriidae.